Messenger RNA from Dermacentor silvarum, 9468 nucleotides. RefSeq names its product activating signal cointegrator 1 complex subunit 2. Gene Ontology annotation, biological process: regulation of DNA-templated transcription. The record is from RefSeq and is a predicted model, not a curated record. Bases 40 to 2367 code for a protein of 775 amino acids. Lineage: Eukaryota; Metazoa; Arthropoda; Arachnida; Ixodida; Ixodidae. Gene Ontology annotation, molecular function: ubiquitin binding. The transcript is spliced from 19 exons.
UCUUGCGUUGCCAUCAUCAUCAAGAAAGUAGAAGCAAAUAUGGCGGCCGACAGCAAGAAAGACGCGCAGGCCUCCACAGUGCUACCUCUGCAUCAGAGGGUGAUGCACGUUGUAGAUAAGCAAGGUCAACAAAUUCAAGUUCCAGCUUUGAGUAAAGGCUUUGUGGAACCAAUCUACUGGCUCAAGUACAGACCUCCGCGAAUAAUCUUCAGCUUUGACGAACUAAUGUCCAUCUGUGCCAAUGAAGAGCAUGGCCUGGCUGAAAAGCACAGUGCAGCAAUCGACGAAUGGUUGGAACGCAUGGCAUACAUUGAAGACGACUUGACAAAGAUGCUGCGGAUACCCCACAAUCGGUUCUGGUCUCAUGCCAUGUACGAUGAUGGUUUCCACCAGCUGCUUGAGUCGUACCUGAGGCUUGCACCAAGGUACACAGGACUGCACCGUUACACCAUCACCAAGGAGAUGCAGGAGGCUGACGAACGAGUGCAUAAGUUGGUUUUCCGAACCUACCUUCGUCUUUCCACAAAUAAAGAGUCCAAGAUCAGCUUCAUUGACAAGGAAAAGUUUGCUGACCUAAUCUACGACAACUUCAUCUUUGACAUUCCCAAGAUCUUCGACAUCUGUGUUAUGUUUGAGAGAGGAAACCAUGACUUGGUUUGCCGCAUGGUGGAGCACAUCAUGAACUGCCAGCCAAAGUACAACUCAGACCUGAAGGACAUUGAGGACACCAUGCUCAUGGCUUUUGAUAGGGCAGAGCAGUCCAUUCAGUCCCAGGAUGAUGGUGACUUUGAGGCCAUGCCACGGCGCCUGGACGAGGGCAAGGCAGAGUUCUCAGAGCUGUGCCUUAUGCCUUUCUGGAAGCUACUUGAGCGUAUCACGUACGCAGUGGACAUUGCCGCCACCUUGGCAACAUUUCUCAACGUCUACCCGACAGCCGCCAAGAUCUUCACCCUCGUGAGUGUGGGGCCAAGGUUAGCAAGGUUUUUUGAUGCCACCUUUCCUGUACUGAAAGAGGAGCUUGUACGCCGCAACGGGUUGAAGUCUUUUGAACCGGUGUUCUCAAUGAUCAAGAAGCGGCUGUCAUAUGCCAAGGUUUGUGUGCUGAAAGUCUUCCGCUCCUUGCUGCAGCAAUCCUGCCUACAGCCACUCAUUGAGAUUGGGCAGGAGAAGCAGGCUGGAAAAGAGAUUCCUUACAUCGAGUCUUUCUUUGAAGUCAUCUGCGACUGCUUGACAGAGAAACAUUUUAUAGUUUCCUACCAGCAGCGAUACCCAGUUGAAGAAGAUAUUGGAAUGUUUGAACAGUACAACUUCUAUGUAGACAACACACGCUCCCUGUAUGUUCUUCAGAGCAUCAGCGCCAUCUACACUGAGCUGGGCAGUGCUCCGCCCAGCAACCUUUUGAAUGCCCAGGAUGCGGCGGCCAACCCAAGGCAAACACCCAAAGUUCCUGCAUUCCAAACGACCAAUGGGGCUGUGGCAGCAGCUGCAGAACCCAGCAAGGCUGGUCCACCAGAAGAAGAGCUAGGGGCUUGUGGUGGGGAACCAGCAGCAGUACCAUCAUCGGAAUUUCAAAACCUUACAGAACUCUUCCCAGAUCUCUCACCAGAAUUCCUAAAGGAAUGCCUGAAGUACUACAGCAACAACCAUGAUGAAGUGGUGAUGGCAUUGCUGGACAAUAACCUGCCACCUAGUCUUAGUCUACCUAGUGCGUCCACGUCUGCACCUGCGCCACUAGAAAUUGAGCCAAGAAGCAUUUAUGACAAUGAUGAGUUUGACAUCCUGAGAAGAAAUGAUGUGGACAUGUCAAAAAUUCACAUCGGGAAGAAGAGCAAAACUCCCAAGUCAUUAGAUGAUAAAGGCCAUGACAAGGUGCUGAAGGAGGUGUACGAGAAGUACAGCAUAGUGCACGACGUGGUGGAUGGCGAAGGUGUCUACGACGAUGAAUAUGAUGACACCUACGACAGCAACGAUGUGGGUCUCGAGGAGCCAGCACCCGAAGGCGAGCUGUCCACACGCAGGGCUUUCACUACUCCCAGAGUUCUGGAGCAAAAAUCAGGCAGGAGACACAAAGAAAAUCGAUAUGAAGACAAAGAUGGAGACAGCGAGAAAGAGGAGACUGCGCCACGUGACCAGUUUGUUGCAAACCCAGCAGAAAUUCGGGCGCAGAGGGAGAGGCGCUAUCAAGAGAAGAUGGAGCGCUCAGGUCAAGCGCCCCGCAGAAGGGAUGUAAAAGGUGGACCAAAGGGCCAGGGCCAGUCCCGAGACGUGGUCCAGGACAGACAGUUCAAGGAGAGGCACAAGUCAUCCUUUACACACAACCAGAGGGCUCAAGCUGACUACAAGCGCAGCCGCGGCAUGUACUCCUAGCAUCUGCCAGCGAGCUGCGCACAGAUCUCACGGCCACUGGCAACAAUGUGCAAGCGUGUGGCCCCGAUACCUGCAGCGCCACACUGCGAUAACUUCCAGUGUUAUGUCGGUAAUAUUUGUGCGCACAUACACCUGCCAGACACAGCAUCUGCAGCAUGCGUGCAUGGCCCGACAGAUAAUGUUGGCGGUUAUAACAAGGUGGCACUGCUUGUGCUGUAUGUUGAGUUGGUAAAGGAAGCCAGUAUGGGUGGCCCUUCCAACUAAACACCACCGGCUUGUUUGCUUGCACGGAAAUUUUGCUCAGAAGCUGGACUCUGUGGUGGGCUUCAUUCAAAUGCCGCACUCAGAUGGGCUACAUGCCUCACUGCUCUAGAAAAAAUAUUAAGUAUACACUGUGUGCAGUGAUGCUGGAUUGGGAAAGCCAUUUUUGCAGCACAAGGAUAGGUGGUGCGGUCUGUACUAGGGAAGUAAAAUGCAUACCACGUGGGUUGCAGGACAUAAAGCAGUUUCACUCUCCAGGUGACAGAUGGCACCACCAAUUCCACCCCCCUCCUUCUUUUUUAAUGUGCUUUGUUUAUUUUGUCUGGCGUCAUUAUAAACAACCUGUACUUCUGAUCUUUUCUUGAUAAAACAAAAAUAUAGGAUGCAUGCAUGGUAAUACCAAAACAAAGCCCCUCUUCAAGUUUGAUUUCUGCACGAAAUGUGAUUGCAAGCAAGCCACUGAUUUAGAUGGAAGAAGGUUACACGUGGCUUCCUUAAUUAUCAACUCAACAGUCUGUGGCAUUCAAGGCCACGCAUUCAAGUGUUGGUGCCAACAUUUAUGGGGUCUUCGCGAUGAGCACUCUUGUACAGAUGUAGGAACAGUUGACUACACAGUAUAAAAUGCAGAUUGUUUUUGUUUUAUUUUAUUUUUUUGUGAUGCUUUAUUUGCAUGGUGCAGGCUUUAUAUAAUUUAUGUGCAAAUAGUUUGACCUGACCAUGAUGCAAACACUUUUGAAUUUUCCAAAAGGCAUUGAAUGCCUUGCAACUGUAGGAGUCAACUUGUACUUUUUGUGGGGCCCUAUCAAGUGACGACUGCUGAAGGAUGUGCCUUAUGGAGCAAAUAUUUAUCACUCUGGGAGCAUUUCUUACUGUGUGUCCCUUUGAUGCACUUGUGUGUUUCUGUGUUUUAUUAACUGUCUUAUUUUGUGUACAGAAGCAACUGUCUCCUAAGCUGAGUUGCCUUUUUUGUUGAUUUAGCUAAGUAGCUUUACUUCUGCUUUAUGUUUCAUCAGCAGCUACAGAAGUCGCGUUUUAGCUGUUGUCGAAGACAACUCUCAAUACGCGAAGCCUUGUUCAUAUGCAAAAUAAAUGUUCAUGCUGCAACUGCUAAGUUAGCAGUAGCAGCUUUAUUGUUCCACCAGUUUCCCAUUAUAAGAAAAUUGCUUGGACUUCUGGUUCUUUCUCCUUAGUUUUUUUUUAAAUUCAUUUGUGCUGUUGCCUCCUAGUGAAUAAGUUAAAAACCACUUAGCAGCAUUUUAUUUGCACCUGGUAGUUUUCUUUUGUGCGUAAACUUUAUUUUAAAUUGUUCCUAUGAGAGGCUGUCUUUGAAGAGAGAGAAAGUUCAUUCACCAUGAGAAGUACAGAGUUUUUUUUUUUCCCACCUUACUUGCACAGGUAGAAGGUGGUUGAAACAGAGAAGCUUAUGUUUUGUGUCUCUUUUCAGACAGCUCACUUAGAGUUUUAUGAAAUUAAUUUUUUUUUUAUUUGUGACUACCAUGGUCCAUAAAAAAAUUUAAAUUUUUGUCCUGCUUAAGACAAAAGCAGGCUAAGCAGGCCUCAGUAGUACAGUGUAGACCGCUUAUAACGUAAGUCGCCGGAGUCACGAAUAUCUGCACUAUAAGCGGUACCGCACUAUAACCAAAGCAACAAUUUUCAAGGCCCGCACAUAUGCAAAACGUGCACCGAACCGCCACACGUAUGCGACAGUCGAGGAAUGCGGCUAGAACGUUUGCAUUCAAUUUACAGUCGAAUCUCGUUAAUUCGAACCAAAUCACGCGGCGGCGCCUCCGACCGGCAUUGCUCCAGCACCGUCAUAGAGUAAAAGCUUAGGAGAUAACCCUCAAUGUUGCACGCGAACAAAAAAAAAAUGCGGCGGAAAUUUUACCCUCUCUCAAAUGGCAAGGUCGCCGAUUCUGCGUUGCGCCGGAAGGUGCGUGUACGUGCCGACAUCUCAGCCACGCUACCAUAGCCACGCGUAGAAAAUGGCAGUGAACUCUUCUUUCUCCUUUAUGCUUCCUCUACUUUCUAGUCACGUGUUGACCUUGCACACUGCGGCUAUGGCGCAGAGAGAAGCAGCGGCGCUGUCCCAGGCUGGCCAAUGAAACCGCCCACACCGGCAAACGCCCGCUUCCCGAUAACGGCAGAAAACGAAAUUUCUGGGAGCUGGCGCCGGGCCGGCUGGAGCGACGCCUGCACGGCGGCGGGCGCGCACGGUGACAGUCGAAAGUGAGGGAGUUAGGAGGGAGGGCGAGGGGAACCACCGAAGCGGCGGAGUUGCCGAGGCGAAAUCCGCUUCCCUGCCGCCCUCCUCCCUCACAUUCCACGGUCUCCGCGUGCGCCCUUCGCCGUGCCGUGCAGGCACCGCCCGCUCCCCGAAGUUUUGUUUACUGCCGUUAUCAUGAAGCGAGCGUUGGCUGGCAUUGGCAGUUUCGUGGCCCUAGCUCGCUAUGGGCGCCGUGAUAUUUCACGACUCGCACUUCUGGUUGUUCGCACCACGUGCCCUUCUCCUCCACUUCGUCUCUCUUUCUUCCUCGAGCACUCCUUGGGGCGCCCAUUUGAAGGGAACUGGCUGUUCGUUCGCACCUCAUUCCCUUCUCCUCCACUUCUCUCUUUCUUCCUUGAGCACUCCUUGGGGCGCCCGUUUGAGGGGAGUGUUCGCCGUCUCCGCUGACUUCCGUACUCCCAGGCAGCCGUACUGUAACCGGUAUUUCGUUUCUUGCAACUGCACAAGCGAUACGUGUAUACUUGGAGUGCUAUGGGAAAAUUAACGGGAGUCUGAAAAGACCGCACUAUAUCCGGUCCUGCACUAUAAGCGGUUGCGUUAUAACUGGUCUAUACUGUAUUGCCGCAUUUGGAAAGUACAUUAAGUACAAUUGCCCACAAACACACUGGCACUGUGGAGCGUCAGUGCAGCUGAGCAAGCCAUGUAUCAAAGAUCUGCACAGGCGGGGUGAUGCCUAUAGGUAUGUUUUUGCAUUGUCUGCUACAAUGUUUGGGCAUGCCGAUGGAAAUGCUUACUGAAGUCGAAGCAGUCUACUGGGUUUUGGGUGGUGAAACCGCCGUUUGUUAGCAUACGGCAAACAAACUCAACGUUGGCUUGCCGCAGCGGCAAUACCGUAAUAUUCGAGAGAAGCCCCAUCCCCCCCAAAAAAAACACUCCUGUUUUUGGCAUGAUUUGCUAUUUUUUCCAAAACACCGAAAGAUUGCCCCACAAAGGUAAUGUGAAGAAACUUUCGCGGCAAGACAUCGUGAACUUCAUGUCCAAGGCUUGGGCAUCCGUGUCUGAAGAAGUUGUGGCCCAAUCGUUCAAGCGCUCUAGGAUAUCUAUAGGGCCCUUUGCUCUCGGGUGUUACAUUUUUUUUUUAAUUUGGGGGGUAAAAAUCACGUAUUACGUCUAAAGAGGAAAACCUUGAAUAAAUAGGGUGUUUUGUGGUCUGGUGGCCCAAUGUUUGGGAUUUUUCUGAUAAGCUUUACAAAAAAUUAACACAAGCAGUUGUCUCUAGGGUGGUGCGAAUGCCGAAAAGUAGAUUUUGAAUUGGAUAUUGAAUCAAAUCGAGAAAAAAAAUGACGAAUAUUCAAUCGAAUAUCAGAAAAUUUAACACAACUUUUAUGCUUCCAAAUUUCGCACAAAAAGCAGAGUGCUGCAAAUGCUCAGGAGGCUAAUCACAUUACUUAGAAUCUUGCUAGCUUUCAGUAACUUUGGUACCUAUGAAUCGAGACGUAUAGUGUGCUCUACUCUUGUUAAAGGGAACACCAAAUUAGUAUGCCAGCACUGAUAACAACUCAGUUCGUAUACGAAGGUCUGAAAAAUAUUUUUACCCAUAUCAUGUGUCACGAUAUUUUUUUUUCCUAUAUAAUCUUUACUACUACUAAUACUACUGUCACAUAGAAUUAUGUGCUUUUUCCCUCCGAAGCUAAUGAAACAGCGAAGUUGUCCUAAAUAUCAAUGGAGUUUUCAGUUUAAUAGUGAGCCAUACUGCGCUUAAUGGCAAUCUAUAUUGCUUAGAAAGUGUUGCUUUCCAGUUUUUUUUUCCAGAAAACAGUAGGAUUUCCCCACCUUAUAGCUGGUGGUUUUUGUGGCUUAUCAUCAUCUCUAAGGUCAAUCUGUGCGACUGACAAAAUUCAGGAAUGCGCAUCAUGUCACCUGGCACUGCUCUGCGUGGUCAUCAGUGAAGCACACUUUAACCGCAGGCGCUAAAGAGUUCUCAAAUUGGGAGGCCCACGGCACGCUCCCACAACGUCCCCCCCACCCCCUUUCUUUUUCGUUCGCGUCCUUAAUCACCCGUGUAAAUGCGUCUGCAACUGGGGGUCAGCGCACUAUCACGUGAUAUUUUCGAGCCCGCCAUGUAAAUCUAUAUCUUUUCUUGUGACGGGUCGCUCGAAGCUACGAAAGGAGACCCUUGUGUGCCUACUAGUGGCAUUUGGAACAAGGGACCACUGUACGGUAUUUCGCAAAGAUGGCGGCCGUGAACAUGCAUCGGCCAUCCCUUGUACUUGCUUUCAUUGUCGAGGCAAUUUGUUGGCUUUCUGAGGGUCGUGCGACCGCUGUGAAUAGAUCUGCGUUAAUUUGGAACCGCACCGACGCCGAACGACACAGUUCCGAUUAGGCGUAACGUGCUAGACAGUGUGGCCGAAAAUUAAAACUUGUUGCUAAUAAGUUCCUACGGGGGGUUCAUCAGUGAUCAGUUGUGAAAUCACGCGUAGGAGUUAGAUUUAUGGCCAUUGAAGGUGGAGUUUGGGUUCGCAAUCAACCAGCCGGCAACUACUGCAAGCGUGCGUGCCAAGUUGAUCUGUGUGCUCGCAUAUGUAGAAAGGUCUGAACUGCGCAAAUCUGCGUAUGUGAACACUGAACUCACGUAUUCAGUGCAAUCAGCUAAUCCAGUGGCUAAUCAGCUCUAUCUUUGCACAUGCUUCUGUGCUGUCCACACAAACUGCUUUUAGUGAUCCCUUUGUUCGCUUAACAUUAAUCGUUUCAAUCAGUAUCGUCAACCUGGUCGAACCUUGUACUGACAGAGAUUGCGUGGUGUGGGAACGCUGCACCCGUAAGGGCACAGACUAUGGCUGGGUCAUUCACUGAAGAUACUGAUAUUCGAAAAAUCGAAUAUUAAAUAUUAGAUUUGCAGAUCAGAUUAUUUGAAUGUUCACUAUUUGAUUCGAAAUCGAGUAUUCGCACACCCCUAGUCUCCUUUCGGGCGCAAAUGUUCUAUUUGAACAAGUGAAAUCACUGACAAGAACAUGUAAUGGCAAAGAGAGCAGCUGGCAAAUCAUGUAAUGAACUCGCCUCUACAAAUCCUUUUUGUCAGGCAUUAUUAGUAUAUUUAAAAGGCCACAUUAACAAAAACAAGAAAUAAAGACAGGUUUUGCGAUCCCUUGUUAAUUUGGUCUCUGCACUUUUUUUAACAAAGGAAGAGAAGUAAAAAAAAAGUUGUGCACACGGGCAUGCUUCAAAGGGGGUGUGAUGCUUUCCCUUAUCUUACAAGCUCUUGUUGACGUACAUUAUCAUGUGCAUUGGAACCAAUCCUGUGUCCAUCUCGGACCUCUCGAGCAUCUCUUCUUUAUCUAUUGCUGUCCUGUUUUACUAGUUCCCAAUACCGCCCUUUUUUGCUGGUUGCCAGUCGCACUUCUUUGAAGGUAAUGUAGCUGGGGAGACAUCCUCUCAACCUCACAGCUUCUGUUCACAAUGGCAGAGCAACAUCAACACUUCGUUAAUUGGCUUCUUACUGCAUUACCGCCGUUUACUGGUAUGCGACUUGUGGGAAAUGCAAUGGCAAUGUCCCUUAUUGUAUUCUUGUAAGCACGGCUACCAAAAAAAAAAAACAUGAAGCUUUUGUUCACUCAACGCUGGCAGGUGCUCAAUAUAUUAUGUUUAUAUAUGCCAGUUUUGCUUGAGUGUUGCGUUUUGCUUGAGUGUUGCGAAGUUGCGUUUGGGGUCUCUGAGCAGCAAGCUGACAACUACUGUGAAUGCUUGCCAGAGUUUGUUUACUAGCUGGAAAGACAAAAUGUUGAUAGCUUGUGUGUAGGCAGUAAAAUUUGCGCAGCAGGGCCGAAAUUGUCUGUGUUGUGUUGACACGCAGUAUACGUCAUGCUUUGCUACAGGCUAAAUUCUGAGCAAAGGUGUGGUCUUUAGUGUGGAGUUUUCCACUAAGUAUUAUCACCCUGAAAUGCAACAGGGGAUAAAAACUUAUAAAAACAAUUAUGCAAUUUUUUUUCCACACUUCUUUAUAAUUUACAUUUUCAUCGUCAACUUUGCAUCUGAAAAGUAGGUUGGCAACAGUACAUGAAUUCAGUUUGUGGGUGUCAGUUAAGCACCUGUUCUCUUGUGAUAAAUAAAUUUUAAAAGCAUAAUUGCAUAUUUUUCUCGGUUACAAAAGAGUGUGUUAUCAAAUAGCCACUCAUGACAUGUAUCAGUCUUGUUCUCAAUGUAGCAAGCAGAAGAGUACUAUUUAAUGGGUUUGGGUCACUGCAAUGGAAUGGUACAAGAUUGGGGUCAGCACUUUGAAAAGAAAUAAAUACUUCAAAGCCGGGGCAGAUGUGUACUUUCAAGCAUAACAGUAGUGCUUGUUUUUAUGGCUAUUAUUAUAGGAAGAAAUGUUUGCCAUUACUCUAUGAGGGCCAAGCUCAGGCAACUUGUUUUUGUGCUUAAGUUCUUGUAUACAGAAGUUGCGCGGAAUCCUGUGAUAUAGUGUCACACCUGACAAAAUGUGUAUGGAAGAAAUGUUUUUCAAUGAAACAGUUUGCUCUUGGUGCAAGUGUACAUGCUUUUUUUUUUUUCAGUGGCUAUGUGUACAAACUUACAAGAACCACUGAUUUGCUAUGUACAUUAAGAAAGUGUACAGUCGC